Messenger RNA from Dama dama (fallow deer), 4180 nucleotides. It is a transcript of the gene MRPL37, whose product is annotated as mitochondrial ribosomal protein L37. Lineage: Eukaryota; Metazoa; Chordata; Mammalia; Artiodactyla; Cervidae. The coding region runs from base 58 to 1329 and encodes 423 amino acids. Gene Ontology annotation, molecular function: structural constituent of ribosome. Gene Ontology annotation, biological process: translation. The transcript is spliced from 7 exons. The record is from RefSeq and is a predicted model, not a curated record. Gene Ontology annotation, cellular component: mitochondrion; ribosome.
GGCCUUGCGCGCGGGAAGAUGGCGGCGUCCAGGUGGAGGUCUUGAGAGCAGAUUGGCAUGGCGUUGGCGUCGGGGUCCGCGAGGCGGGCACUGGCUCGCCCUUGGCGGCUCGGCCUUGAGGGCCGCGGGGUCCCGAGACGCGGGGCGUACGAGUGGGGCGUGCGAUCCACGAGAAAGCCGGAGCCUCCUCCCCUGGAUAGGGUGUAUGAGAUUCCUGGACUGGAGCCCAUCACCUUCGCGGGGAAGAUGCACUUUAUGCCCGGGAUGGCACGACCAAUCUUCCCGCCCUGGGACCCCGGCUGGACGCACCCGAAGUUCCGCCGCUUGCCCCCGCUGCAGGAGCACCCGCUAUACAAGGAUGAGGUCUGCUACAUCUUCCACCAGCGUUGCCGCCUCCUCGAGGGUGUAAAGCAGGCCCUCUGGCUUACCAAGACCAAGUUAAUAGAAGGCCUUCCUGAAAAAGUGCUUAGCCUUGCUGACAAUCCGAGGAACCACAUAGAGAACCAAGAUGAACGCGUUCUGAGUGCGAUCUCUCAUGCUCGUCUCUGGCAUUCUACUGAAGACAUCCCCAAGAGAGAGACCUACUGCCCAGUCAUUGUGGACAGCCUGAUCCAGCUGUGUAAAUCCCAGAUUCUCAAGCAUCCUUCUCUGGCCAGGCGGAUCUGUGCUCAAAACAACAUGUUAUCCACUACUUGGAAACGAGAGUCUACUUUGAUUCAGGUCCAUGGUUCCAGUGGAGCCCAGCUGAAUGCCAAGGAUCCUCUGCCUCCCAUUGCCUCCCAAGAGGAAGUGGAAGCUACUACGAAUCAUGUUCUCGAGACUUUCUAUCCCAUAUCUCCCACUAUCAGCCUUCAGGAAUGCCAUAUUUAUGAUGUGAAUGACAACACGGGAUUCCGAGAGGGCUAUCCUUACCCGUAUCCCCACACCUUGUAUCUGCUGGAGUCAGCCAACUUGCGAGCACGCCGCUUUCAGCCAGAUCAGUUGCGGGCCAAGAUGAUCCUGUUUGCCUUCGGCAGUGCGCUGGCUCAGGCCCGGCUCCUGUAUGGGAACGACCCUAAGGUUUUGGAGCAGCCAGUAGUUGUGCAGAGCGUGGGCACCGAUGGGCGUGUCUUCCAGUUCCUGGUGCUGCAACUGAACACCACAGAUCUGGCUUCCGAGGAGGGCGUCAAGAAUCUAGUCUGGGUGGACUCCGAUCAGCUCCUCUAUCAGCACUUCUGGUGUCUCCCGGUGAUCAAAAAGAAGGUGGUUGUGGAACCUGUUGGGCCGACUGGUUUCCAGCCAGAGACAUUCAGGAAGUUUUUAGCUCUGUAUUUGCACGGUGCUGUGUGAGCCAAGGACUGUUCUGAGGCCGGAGCCGCCUGCGCCCCGCUCUUCCUGAGGGUCCUGGAGCCUGGAUGGUGCCUGAAGCCACAGCACUCCUCGGGCCGGUGGUCUCGCCGACAAUAAAAGAGCCCUUCCGGCGCUCCGGAGCCUGGAUUUGUUGUCAGGGUGCUUUCAGGUGGGGCACCCACAGCUACGCACAGGCCCUGCCCUUGAGUCUGCCUCUGUUGCAAGGGCCAGUCCUGGAGCUUCACCUGCCCCAGCUUUGUCUGUGACCCAUCUUGUGACUUUACAUAAGAAUCUUCCUCUCUCUGAGUUUCAAUUUCAUCAUCUGAAAACUUGUGGCUAAUGUGACCUACAUUGUUUUACAGACUAUAGAUUAUGUGUAUGUAAUGUUUGCUUCCUAUUAGGUGCUCUGGAAUGGUCACUAGGUUCUGUGGGAAUUUUUUAAAUUGUGGACACAUUCCACAGUGACUGCAGGAAAUCUGAAUAGAAUAUUCAGUGUAGAUUUCCCGCUAGUAUCUUGGUUAAUGGACUGAGUACAUCCCUGGUUCAGCUGACCUCUGUUCAGAUAACGUCAAGCCCUGCUCUGGUCCAGGCAGCUCAUACACAGCAUCUUGUUCAGUCCUCACACAGCCUUUGCAAGGUAAGUGUCGUUUCCACAUACAAGAAAAGUGUUGAGAGUGCCUGCUGUGUGCUGGGCUCUCUUCUGGGCACCGUAGUUGAGGAGGUGCAGGUAGUGUAAAGAAUCACUGAAGGUCACACAGCUGAAAUUUUAGGUCCGCUCCCUUAGGAAACUCUGAGGUGGAGGUUUCCUGGGGAAAGCUUGGGAGAGCCUUGGGGAUCGGCCCCGUGGGGAGAGAGUAGCGGCAUCAAGUGGAGGAGGGACUGGGCUCAAUGGGUUUGUACCUGAGGCCUCGGCUGACUCUGAGCUCCAUGGGCACCCCCAUGCUGCCGAGGUGCUGAGCCUUUCCAUGAACACCGGUGGUGAGUCACCAGUCAGCAGGUACACUGCUGCUGACACAGGAGGGACCUCGUGAAGUGGCUUUGUUGGGGCUGAGUGUGACUCCUGAGUGGCUUUGCUGAGAGCAGGCGGCCAGGACACUUCUGCUAUAGGAGGAAGUCCAGGAGCCCAUGUCAGCUCCAUACAUGACAGUGUUGUUUCCAGCCCUGUGUGUGUCUCACUCCCAGGUUGUGCUCCUUACACUUUACAAGGUACCUUUUAGGCUCGGCUGGGUGGGGAUGGGGGCAGCAGGAGGGUUUACCAGGAGAAGGACAGAUUGGGCUGGUGGUGUAUGCACAUGAAGGGAUUACCUGAGAAGGCAGCACAUGUGCCGAAACAGCAGAGAGUGGUUGGAGAUGGGGACAGUGGGGGUGGGGGUGAGGCGGGAGGGGCCAGUUCUCAAGGGCCUGGAAUGCUGGCACUUCAGGUUUCCCUAGGUACAAGUUGUCACCCAUCCAAGGCAGCCCCGGUUCUUCUCUGGGGGUGACCACAGCUUGGAGUCAUUUAAUGUGGCACCUUAGUAUGUAUAGUAUAUGUAUAAUAGGGAUGCAUAUAGGUAUAUUAGCUAGUGUCAUCCUAUCUAUAGACCGUUCUACACCUUCCUUUCUUCACCUAAUACCUUGGGAUCGCAGAUCUGGCCACAUCAGCACACAUGAGCUACCUAGUUCUUCCGAGCAGUGGCAUUAAUAUCUAUCGAUGGACAUUCAAGGUAUUUCUAGUUGUUAGCCAUUACAAAUAAUGCUGCAGUGAGCAUCCUUGUUCACGUAUCUUAGAGUACUUCUGCUAGCGCAGCCAUUGGAUAAAUUCCGAAGCAGAAUUGCUGAGUCAAAGGGAUUUUUUUUUUCCGUAAGAACAUUCUAUGGGCAAAUGGAGGACAGGUUGGCAGGGUGACUGUGCAGAGUCCAGCUGGAGGCCAUUUCGGUCAUUGGGUGAGUGAUGGUGGUGGUCUGAAGCCAGGCUGAGGGGGCAGAACCACCACCAGCCCACCCCCCAGUGGCUGGUAGAAUGGGAAGCGAGAGGGCCAAGCCUGCCUGGGUCUUGAGCGUGUGGGACAAAGGCUGCGAGCAAGUGGGCUGUCAGCAGGUGACCUUGUAGCUUGAGGACAGCCCUGGAAAGGGGCCAGGGUUGCAGGGAGGCCUGGGCACUCAUCCCAGCCUCUGGGGUGAGGACAGCCCCAGUGGCAACCUUGGUCUGUCACCUCGGACCUUGGAGCUAAGCUGCCUAGCCUAGUGCCCACUGCUGUCUCCCUUCAGGCCCCUCAAAGCCAGUCUGUGAGGUGAGGCGGGCAGGACUGGCAUUUCUAUCCUCCCCAUGCAGGUGAGGCUCAGACACCACGUGGUGCAGUGUGAAGAGCUGGAAAGUUCGUAUGUGAUGACAUCUGCCCCCUCCACAAAGAUGUGUCCGCUUCCCCAAAUGCCCACCUGCCUCAGCCUCCCCACCUCUUACCUUCCCUUCCUUGUUCAACACUGGGGUGGAGGAAUACAGGGUGAUCUUCAGGCCCUGUUCGGCCUCAGGCCUGAGAACAGACGACUCAGUCAGAGCCAGUCUGGGAGAAGGAAGCAGGAGGAAGGUGGAUGGGGGUAUCCCAUUAUUGGUAUAAAAAUCACAUUAUAGGGACUUGGACUUUAAAGCAACAGAUGUUUGGAACCAAAAUUUUGUCGAUGGCAUUGUGAGCACAUGUGAAUGUACUCAUUUUGUUGUGUAUUUAAGUGUAUUGCGGAUGAAAACUCGGUUCACUUCCAGCAGGCUUCAGUAGACUGGGGAACGCCAUUUCCAAGAGUCUCCUAUAUUCCAGCUUCCUCUCAGAUCCUGAGUUUCCUCAUCUGCAAAGUGGUAAUAAAGCACCUGCCUCCCUUU